CCUCGUCUUCUUCUUAUUCUUCGUUUCUUACUCUGUUUUUUCAAAAAAGAAACUCAAUCUUCAGUUUAGUUACGAAUAUGUAUCUGCGUAUGUGUACAUCUCUAUUUUCUUAUUAACUGUAGAUUUUGACUGGAAAAAAAAUGAUUUUGGAUUCAUUAUUGAUGAGCUCACCGUAUACGUUUUGUGGGGUACUCUUUGUUUCGUUUCAAAUAUUAUUAACCUCAAAAAGAUAAUUUCUUGAUAAAAAGGAAGCAAAUCUUGAUAAACUUUCAAGAAGUCGAAGAAAGUCUUCUAAUGAUGAACUUGAUUAGUGCAGAACCAACUGAUCUCUGUUUAAUGGUGAGCUUGACGAUGGAAGAGAAGCAAUUGGACUUCAACCGCCCGCUUCUAUCAGUUAGACGUCCCACACAAGCUUCAGAGCCCGAGAUCAAACCAAGAUCUUCCGAUCCAGUAACCAACAAGGUCCCUCCUCCUUCGUCUCCACCGGUUUACAAGUCUGAUAUCAAGUCAGGUCCCGUAAGGAACCCAGGAACCGUCCCUUUCCAAUGGGAACACCAGCCUGGAAAACCAAAAGACGAAACCAAACCGGGUUUACAAAGCUUCGUUGAGCCACGUUAUGUGCCAAAGCUUCCUCCUGGGAGGGGUAGAGAAGGACAAGUAUCAUCAGUGAGGAAGCCUGAAACUAGAUUCGAGGAUACUUAUCUUGAUGCAGCUGAUACGCUUUCGAGAUCUGAGUCGUUUUUCUACAACUGUAGUAAUGUGAGUGGUCAUGGUGGGACGGUGGUAGAGCCUUUUGGAACUUUAUCGAGUGAUAGACAGACGCAGGAUCUAAUGAUGGGGAGGUUCUUGCCUGCAGCUAAGGCCUUGACUUCAGAAAUACCUCCUAAGGCAGAGGAACCGGUUAAGGAGAAACAGAACAAAGCUGGGGAUAAUCAGAUUUGCUUCAGAAGCUCUUUUGGAGUGUUGAAUCCAGUUCCGUCUGUGAGGAUGCAGGCGCAGAGAGCUGUUUCUGUUCGCCGUAUGCGUUCUAAGUAUCUAGAUAGUUCUAAUGAGCCUGUGAACGAAGAUGAGAGGAAGUUGAGACUAAAUGGUUCAGUUGCACAAGGUGGGUCAUUACCAGUUGAAAGCUCUUGCACUUCACGCACUAAGGUCAGCAAAAACUUUGGUGAGCUCUUGGCUAGUGAUGAUAACACAUGGAAACCUUCUUCAGAGUCUCCUGUGGCUGAGAAAACUCUGUAUGUAGAUACUGUGCAUUCACUAGACAAGAUGGUACAAGAAGAGUCCAUGGAGCAAUCUUUACUUACAGAAGAAGUGCAGAACUUGAUUAGACCCGGUGAGGAAAGUGUUAUAAGAGAUGAGGCUUUCACUGAAUGUACUGAUCAAGCUAUUGUUGCACUGCCAAAGUCCAAUGUGGUUGUGGAGGUUACAAAGGAGAAGAUUGAUCUUGAAGCCAAUUUUCAGAGAAACACAAGGAAUCUUGAAAGUACCAGGCUUCACCAACGUUCAAGUUAUCAUAUUGUGCCACCACCACCAUUACCAAAAGCUCCUUCAGAUUCUUGGUUGAAGCGUACAUUGCUUACAAUCCCACCAAAGAACAACUCAUUCACAUGGUUACAGUCUCUUGGAGCUGAUGAUAAUAAGAUUAAUCAAGCAAGUCCCAAGUGGGAAACUAUGGUCAAAACCUUCAAUACACAGCAAGGGUUUGUGUGCUUCUCCAAGGAGACACUCAACCCUAUACCAGAGGCUUAGCAAGACCUGUAUGUUUUCCACACCAACUUACUUGUAAAUUUCAACAAUAAAGAUGGGAUGAGCCAAUAAAGUUUGGGGAUUUUUAGUAUAAAUCAUGAAAUAAAAGGGUCCUAAAUGAGAAAAGCUAUGAAUAUAGGUUUGGGUUUGUUUCUUCUUGUUGAAGUCAUGUACAGCUAACAGAGAUUUUGUGGCAAUAAUACUCCAUAAUUCCAUGUGACACUGUUUCUUUUGCCCUUCUUUAUAUGUUAUCUACUACUAGUAAUAGACCUUUUUUUUGUUCUUUUGUAAUUAUGUUUCUGAAAUGUAAAGCUGAGAAAGUAAACCUGAAGACUGCAGAACUGAAUUAAAUACAUUACCUUAAUGGUUACUAGCGCAAUUAUUGAAAAUAAUUUUUGGUGUGAGAAAUUCAAAGUUGAUCCUCUUUAUAGUGUCAUGGAAGGUCAAAUAUGUUUCAAGAGUAGUAAGAAGAUUAUUAAUAUAAGAAAAAGAUUAUUAAAGAAAAGAGAGGUUUCUUCAUCAGCUAGGUCGACAUGAAAGAAACUACUGCUUUAAGAGAUGGUUUAUUGAUCUUCGUGAUUCUUCUAUCUUUAACGCUUGUAUUCAUGGCGGUUUUUACUUGCUCCAAAGAGAAGAAAAAGAAGAAAGAUUCCGGUUGCAUU
Messenger RNA from Brassica oleracea var. oleracea, 2408 nucleotides. RefSeq lists its product as uncharacterized. The transcript is spliced from 2 exons. The coding region runs from base 295 to 1749 and encodes 484 amino acids. NCBI's taxonomy places the organism in Eukaryota, Viridiplantae, Streptophyta, Magnoliopsida, Brassicales, Brassicaceae. The record is from RefSeq and is a predicted model, not a curated record.